This is a messenger RNA of Arabis nemorensis, 1197 nucleotides long. The record is from the annotation of a GenBank genome assembly. Lineage: Eukaryota; Viridiplantae; Streptophyta; Magnoliopsida; Brassicales; Brassicaceae.
AUGGCGGAAAACGGCGAAGAUCCUCAGCGAUUGAAAAAGAUUGCGGCGGCAGCAUACGACUACGAAAACGACGCUCGAUGGGCGGAUUAUUGGUCCAAUAUUCUCAUCCCUCCUCACAUGGCUUCUCGUCCUGAGGUCGUCGAGCAUUUCAAGCGCAAGUUCUACCAACGAUACGAGGAUCCUGAUCUUGUUGUGGAGCCUAUGUCGACUUCAUCUUCUUCUUCGCAAUCUGCAAGACCAUCUACUACUUCUGCAUCUUCCACUGCAUCUACUAAUGAAACUCGUUCACGGAACUCAGGAUCAGUUCCACGAACCACUGGGCCAUCUGCUACGACAGGUGCAAAUGCAAGUUCAAUGCGCUGGGACCAGCAGACGAUUCAGUUUUCUGUCAAUGCUUGGGUUUUUGUUAUAGCUGUGCUGGCAGUGUUACCUCUAGUCCCAAAGAACCUUUCAAACAGGGCUUAUCGUCUAUCUUUCAUGGGAACUGCGUGCUCAUCUCUAUAUUCCUUGUACUCUCUUUACGGGAAACCAAGGGCAUGGAAUAUGCAAGGGCUGCAAGUUUAUUUUCAGUCAAUUGUGGGAGCAAAGGAUUUCAUCUAUUUCAUCUACUGCCUUACAUUUGUCACUUCGCAUCUCUCUCUGAAGUUUGCUUUGAUUCCCAUCUUGUGUCGAGCACUUGAACAAGUGGCCAAGUUCUUGAGGCGUAACUUUUCUCGCUCCACCAUAUACAGAAAGUACUUGGAAGACCCUUGUGUGUGGGUGGAGUCAAACACAACUACCCUCAACAUCCUCUCAUCCCAGGCUGAGAUAGCUAUUGGCUUCCUUCUGAUUAUCUCUCUGCUUUCAUGGCAACGAAACAUUAUACAGACAUUCAUGUACUGGCAGGUGCGUCUCUUCAAAAGUUUUCCUUGCUCUACUUUUGGUUCUGAUCAUCAUUUCUCUCUAAUGGCUCAACAUGUCCUAGUUGAACUCUUGGUUGAAACACGAUCAACUGAACAUAUAAUGGUUAUAGGAGGAACCACUAUUGAAGCUGAUGUAUCAAGCACCAGUAACAGCAGGUUACCACCAGAGCACAUGGAGCAGAAUCGGGACGACGGUGAAUCCGAUUAUCCAACGUUACGCUCCAUUCUUGAAUACUCCGGUCACUGCCGUUCAGAGAUGGUGGUUCAGGUGAAAACAAACAAAAUGCAGAAGUGA